GUUUCGUCCUGAGACGUACCGCGCAGCAGUGUUCUGUGGACAUGGCUUUUUGUUCAUUUAAAGGAGGAGAGAUCUUUAAAGAUCACUACGAACCGGGUAUCUAUGUUUGUGUAAAGUGUGGCUAUGAGCUGUUCUCCAGCACAUCAAAGUAUAAGCACUCCUCUCCCUGGCCUGCCUUCACUACAACUAUCCACAAGGAUAGUGUCUCCAAACAGGAGGAGAGACCUGGUGCACUGAAGAUUCGCUGUGGGAAGUGCAAUAAUGGCCUGGGUCAUGAGUUUCUGAACGAUGGACCCAAGCAUGGACUGUCCCGAUUCUGAAUAUUCAGCAGCUCACUCAAGUUUGUCCCUAAAGAUAAGGGUGGACAGUAGAGUGAGCUGAUGGAUGGAGGAGUGAAGAUGACAUAAAAAUGCACAGAGGGACUCUGUUCUGUGGAAGGUGUGGACAUUUCAUGAAGUGUUGUGCUAUAAAGCCCAAAGUGGAAGUCAGAACACUGAUAUUUAUGGCCACACUGGUACAAACAGAAGAAGUCUGCUCCUAGUUAGUAUCUGUUCAAGCCUGUUCUUAGUCAAUGUCAAUGCACACCAAAAAUGAAUCUAGAUGUAAUUGCUGUAUGACAUUUCUUAGCUGAUUGACUGUUUUAUGUGGACACCUUUACAACAUUAAAUAGAUCUUUGCCUUAAACCUUAUAAAAAUAUAUAUAUAUAUUUUUUUAAAAAGGCAGAAUAACAGAAAAUAAUGUUUCGUACUCUGAGAAAGAUUAAGAAUAAAAUUUUUAUCAUAUAAAAAGAAA
Ictalurus punctatus (channel catfish) is the source of this 793-nucleotide messenger RNA. It is a transcript of the gene msrb1a, whose product is annotated as methionine sulfoxide reductase B1a. Gene Ontology annotation, molecular function: peptide-methionine (R)-S-oxide reductase activity. The record is from RefSeq and is marked validated. NCBI's taxonomy places the organism in Eukaryota, Metazoa, Chordata, Actinopteri, Siluriformes, Ictaluridae.